AUGGGCUUGGAAAAUACCAUUUCCCGGGAUAAAAAUUCCCCGAGCCAAGAUCGUGCAAAGGCCAUGAUCUUUUUGUACCAUCACAUCGAUGACGGACUGAAAAUGCAGUAUGUCACGUUGGUAUCCCCACUUGAAUUGUGGGAGAGAUUGAAAGAAAUAUACGAUCACUUGAGACUGACAUUGUUGCCAAGGGCACGAAGCGAAUGGCAAAACCUACGGCUUCAGGAUCCAGUCAAAGAAGAUAAUUCUGUCAUGUUUAAAAUAACAUUACAGUUGCGCCACUGUGGCGAAAAUAUAUCUGAAUCUGAUAUGAUGGAGAAAACUUUCUCCAUUUUUCAUGCCUCUAACAUGGUUUUGCAGCAGCAGUAUCGCGAAAGAGGCUUCCAGAAAUAUUCGGAGCUGAUCACCUUUUUUUUGCUGGCCGAACAAAAUAACGAAUUGCUGUUGAAAAAUCACGAAUCUCGGCCGACAGGUGCAAAUCCAUUUUCAGAGGCAAAUGCAAUACAGCCGGCAAAUCCGGUGCGUGGUCGUGGGCAAGUCAGAAAUCAGCGAAUUGAUCACGAUCAAAAUGAUAAUCGCAAACGGGGCCAGACAAACAUAUACAUUCACAAUAAUUAUCAAAACAAACCCCGAUAUGUGCCAAAUCGGUGUUAUAAUGACAGAAGGCCGUAUAGACCUCAACAGAGGUUCAACACCGGGAGAAACAGAAACAAUGACGAGGAAUGCACCCGGUGUGGAAUUAAAGGUCAUUGGGCCCAUAUUUGUCGCACAGUCAGUCAUUUGGCUGAACUGUAUCGGGCCUCAAAAGAAAUGCAGGGAAGAGUUGCUGCCGAAACAAAUCAUGCUGCCGCGAUGACACUUUUGACGAUGUUAUGA
Messenger RNA from Andrographis paniculata, 876 nucleotides. RefSeq lists its product as uncharacterized. NCBI's taxonomy places the organism in Eukaryota, Viridiplantae, Streptophyta, Magnoliopsida, Lamiales, Acanthaceae. The record is from RefSeq and is a predicted model, not a curated record. Bases 1 to 876 code for a protein of 291 amino acids. The transcript has a single exon.